GACAUUCUUUCUGCCUCAUGAGUUCAAAAUUACCCCUGAACAUUAUACCAGUGAACUAUUAAUUAGAUAAGAAGCGGUUUCUCAAGAUGCAAGCGUCAGAUUUCACUAAAGUACAGCCAUUAAGUUCAAAAGAGGAUCCAGGAGGGGACUGUUUUGUCCGAAUCCACAAGAGAGACUUGGAGAGGCUGUGCACUGAGGUCAUGCAGCUGCGGGAAUUUGUGCCUAAAGUUAUUAACGGUGACUUUCUGGAUGCCCUGCACAAAGCCCGCUCGCUGGACACACUUCGAGAACAGAGCCAGCAGCAGCAGCAGCAGCUGAAGCAGGAGUGUUUACACCUCUGCUCCCGCCUCGACGCAGCACAGUCCGAGUGCCAGAGAGAGAGAGAGGAGAAACUGGUUCUAAGGGAGCGGUUAUGGGAAAGUCGUGAGCAGCUGCAGCAGCAGGCGGAGUUCUGUACAGGCCUGGGUGCCGCCACCUGCACCGUGCUCUGGAGCGCUUCCCGUAAAGAAGAGGCUGUAAGGGACGUACUGGCUGAUGGAAAGCUGGAACCAUUCUUAAGUGUAGCAGGUCAAACCCUGGAGAGUUUUGUCAAAUCUCUGGACGAGGAGGAGAAACCCCAGCAGCAGAACUACAAUUCCCAUGAGCACCAGUUUGUGCUAGCACUGGCUGGUGUCAUCACCAAUUUGGCGGCUGUGACUUGUGGGAGGGACUUCAUUUCUAGCUCUGCGCAUGUCUUGUUGGACACUCUGAUGCAGCUGCUUGGGUUAAUGAAGUCUGGGGUCUUUCCCAAGCUUAAAGUGCUGAUGCUUAUGGCUUUAUACAACGUCAGCCUCAGCGUAAAUGGACUGACGUACAUCAGCGAGAGUCCUGCACUCCUGUCUCUCAUAUGCACCCUGCUUGAAGACCGGGACUCAGAGGUAUGUCUGCAGGCCCUGCGGUUGCUCCAGUCUCUGCUAGUGGAGGGUGACGUAUUGGCCCAAAUCAGCCCAGACCUCCAGCGGUCCCUUCCAGUGGAGAGAAUCCGCCAGUUGGCCUCAAGCCGCCACUCAGCCCUCAGACAGACGGCCCAGGAGAUGUUGGAAGACAUCAACUGCCUCACCAAAACUCGUCACACAACCAUCGAGAAAGAACAGUGUUGAUGCGGACACCUACAGACCUUGCAAUAGUUCUAGUCUAUACACACUGAUGUUCUGUUCUCUGUGUAGGCCAAUUUCAGUGCUCAUUCUCUUAUUUGUAGCCAGUGUAAUCACUUAAAAAGGGUCAUGGGUCACAGGGCCCAUUGAAAUAUGGCUCACUGCAGGUCUGACCUCCUGGGUGGUCUAGGAAGUAAUGAUAAUGAUGAAAAUGGCUAAUGUUGCUCUCUGUUAAGAAAUGUAUUAGUUGAGGAUAGCAUUUGGUUGUUUUUUUUUUGUUUUUUUUUAACAUUUGCACGUUUCUAAUACAUGUAGGUGUAGCUGUUGAGGUGAAGCCAAAGUUGUUAAUGUGUUCAGAUUUGCUGUUCUAUGUAUUACUAGUAUUUUUUCAUGUCUUGAAAAAAUUAAAGUUGUUUUUAUUUGA
This is a messenger RNA of Ictalurus punctatus (channel catfish), 1557 nucleotides long. It is a transcript of the gene hsf2bp, whose product is annotated as heat shock transcription factor 2 binding protein. Lineage: Eukaryota; Metazoa; Chordata; Actinopteri; Siluriformes; Ictaluridae. Bases 87 to 1139 code for a protein of 350 amino acids. Gene Ontology annotation, cellular component: cytosol. The transcript has 8 exons. The record is from RefSeq and is a predicted model, not a curated record.